AUGAGAUCUUGGUUAUCACGUUUAGGAUUUCUAUAUGUGGCAUUAGUCAUUUUAAUACCAUUUUUAAAUAGUUUUGUACAAGCAGAAGAUGAUAUAACAGAUAAUUAUGGAACUGUUAUUGGUAUUGAUUUAGGUACAACUUAUUCUUGUGUUGGUGUAAUGAAAAAUGGUAAAGUUGAAAUAUUAGCAAAUGAUCAAGGUAAUAGAAUUACUCCUUCAUAUGUUAGUUUUAAUCAAGAUGAAAGAUUAGUUGGUGAUGCUGCAAAAAAUCAAGCUUCAUCAAAUGUUAAUAAUACAGUUUUUGAUAUUAAAAGAUUAAUUGGAUUAAAAUAUAAUGAUGAUACUGUUCAAAAAGAAUUAAAACAUUUACCUUAUAAAAUAGAAAAUAAGGGAAACAAACCAGUUGUUAAAGUAGAAUUUAAUGGAGAUGAAAAAAUAUUUUCACCAGAAGAAAUUUCAGGUAUGAUUUUAGGUAAAAUGAAAUCAAUUGCUGAAGAAUAUCUUGGUAAAAAAGUUACUCAUGCAGUUGUUACUGUUCCUGCUUAUUUCAAUGAUGCUCAAAGACAAGCAACCAAAGAUGCUGGUACUAUUGCUGGUUUAAAUGUCUUGAGAAUUGUUAAUGAACCUACUGCUGCAGCAAUUGCUUAUGGAUUAGAUAAAACUAAUGAAGAAAAACAAAUUAUUGUUUAUGAUUUAGGUGGAGGUACUUUUGAUGUUUCAUUAUUAUCAAUUGAAGGUGGUGUUUUUGAAGUUUUAGCAACUGCUGGUGAUACUCAUUUAGGUGGUGAAGAUUUUGAUUUUAAAAUUGUAAGAUAUCUUGCAAAACAAUUUAAAAAGAAACAUAAUAUUGAUAUUACUUCAAAUGCUAAAGCUAUUUCUAAAUUAAAAAGAGAAGCUGAAAAAGCUAAAAGAACUUUAUCUUCACAAAUGUCAACAAGAGUUGAAAUUGAUUCAUUUGUUGAUGGUAUUGAUUUUUCAGAAACUCUUUCAAGAGCUAAAUUUGAAGAAUUAAAUAUGGCAUCUUUUAGAAAAACUUUAAAACCAGUUGAACAAGUUUUAAAAGAUGGUAAUGUUAAAAAAACAGAAAUUGAUGAUAUAGUUUUAGUUGGUGGUUCAACAAGAAUUCCAAAAGUUCAAGAAUUAUUGGAACAAUUUUUUGAUGGUAAAAAGGCUUCUAAGGGUAUUAAUCCAGAUGAAGCAGUUGCUUAUGGUGCAGCUGUUCAAGCAGGUGUUUUAAGUGGUGAAGAAGGUGUUGAUGAUAUUGUUUUAUUGGAUGUUAAUCCAUUAACUUUAGGUAUUGAAACUUCAGGUGGUGUUAUGACUACUUUAAUUAAAAGAAAUACUGCUAUUCCAACUAAAAAAUCACAAAUUUUUUCAACUGCAGCUGAUAAUCAACCAACUGUUUUAAUUCAAGUUUAUGAAGGUGAAAGAACUAUGGCUAAAGAUAAUAAUAGAUUAGGUAAAUUCGAAUUAACUGGUAUUCCACCAGCACCAAGAGGUGUUCCACAAAUUGAAGUUACUUUUUCAUUAGAUGCUAAUGGUAUCUUAAAAGUUGAAGCUGCUGAUAAAGGAACUGGUAAAUCAGAAAGUAUUACAAUUACUAAUGAAAAAGGAAGAUUAUCAAAAGAAGAUAUUGAUAGAAUGGUUGAAGAAGCAGAAAAAUAUGCUCAACAAGAUCAAGAAUUAAAAGAAAAAAUUGAAGCAAGAAAUUCAUUAGAAAAUUAUGCUCAUGUAUUAAGAGGUCAAUUAAAUGAUAAAUCAGAAACUGGAUUAGGUUCAAAAUUAGAAGAAGAUGAUAAAGAAGCAUUAGAUGAUGCUAUAAAGGAAACUCUUGAAUUUAUUGAAGAUAAUUUUGAUACUGCAACUGCUGAAGAAUUUGAAGAACAAAAACAAAAAUUAAUUGAUGUUGCUAAUCCAAUCACUGCUAAAUUAUAUGGUGGAGAUGCAGGUGCACCAGGUGGAGCACCAGGAGGAGAUGCUAAAUUCGGUGACGAUGACUCUGAUGAUGAAUUAGAUCAUGAUGAAUUGUAA
This is a messenger RNA of Lodderomyces pseudojiufengensis, 2031 nucleotides long. It is a transcript of the gene KAR2, whose product is annotated as Hsp70 family ATPase. Bases 1 to 2031 code for a protein of 676 amino acids. The record is from RefSeq and is a predicted model, not a curated record. Gene Ontology annotation, biological process: endoplasmic reticulum unfolded protein response; protein refolding; cellular response to unfolded protein. The transcript has a single exon. NCBI's taxonomy places the organism in Eukaryota, Fungi, Ascomycota, Pichiomycetes, Serinales, Debaryomycetaceae. Gene Ontology annotation, cellular component: cytoplasm; endoplasmic reticulum lumen; membrane. Gene Ontology annotation, molecular function: ATP-dependent protein folding chaperone; ATP hydrolysis activity; heat shock protein binding.